Arabidopsis lyrata subsp. lyrata is the source of this 1469-nucleotide messenger RNA. Its product is annotated as probable protein phosphatase 2C 61. Gene Ontology annotation, biological process: protein dephosphorylation. The transcript has 5 exons. The record is from RefSeq and is a predicted model, not a curated record. The coding region runs from base 153 to 1121 and encodes 322 amino acids. Gene Ontology annotation, molecular function: protein serine/threonine phosphatase activity. Lineage: Eukaryota; Viridiplantae; Streptophyta; Magnoliopsida; Brassicales; Brassicaceae.
AGCUAUAUAUCUGGGUAUAAGCAAUAAGCAAAGUCGUGUAUCAUCAAACUCAUUCAUUUGUUUUUAUCAUCUCUCCUCUUUACAUAUAUAUACAAAAAAAAAAAAAAAAAAAAAAAAAAAAGGCAAAACACAAAAGAUCUAAGAGAAGAAAAAUGGGAUUUUGUUUGUGUUUAUCAUCAGGAGGAUCAACAGAUCGAAAUCAGAUUUAUGAGAUAACUGAUUAUGGACAAGAAAAUGCAGUUUUAUACUCUGAUGUUCCUCAAGACUUUGGCUCUGUCUCUUCUUUAGCCGGAGGCAAGGGCUUGAACCAAGAUGCUGCCAUUCUCCACCUGGGAUAUGGAACACAAGAAGGAGCGUUAUGUGGAGUGUUUGAUGGGCAUGGACCGAGAGGUGAAUUCGUAAGCAAGAUCGUAAGGAACCAAUUGCCAUCUAUACUAUUAAGUCAUAUGAAUAAUCAUUCAGUGACUCGAGAUUGGAAACUCAUUUGCGAAACAUCGUGUUUGGAGAUGGACAAAAGAAUUCUUAAAGUUAAAAAGAUUCAUGAUUGCUCUUCUUCUGGAACUACUGCUGUUCUCGCCGUUAAACAUGGAAACCAAGUGAUGGUGGCAAAUCUUGGAGAUUCAAGGGCUGUGAUGAUUGGAACAAGUGAGAAUGGAGAAACCAAGGUGGUUCAGUUGACCAAUGACCUGAAGCCAAGUGUCCCAAGCGAAGCGGAGAGAAUAAAGAAACGAAACGGAAGGGUAUUGGCUUUAGAGUCGGAACCUCACCUUCUAAGAGUUUGGCUUCCAACCGAAAACCGACCAGGCCUAGCCAUGUCGCGGGCUUUUGGUGAUUUCCUCCUUAAAAGCUACGGUGUCAUUGCGAUUCCACAAGUCUCUACGCAUCAAAUCACUUCCAGCGACCAAUUUCUACUGCUUGCUUCUGAUGGGGUGUGGGAUGUACUUAGUAACGAAGAAGUGGCAACGGUGGUGAUGAAGUCAGAAAGUGAGGCAGGAGCGGCCAACGCGGUGGCAGAGGCGGCGACUAAUGCGUGGAUCCAGAAAUAUCCAACGGUUAAGGUUGAUGAUAUCUCUGUCGUGUGUCUCCCUCUCAACAACAAGAGGCCACAGCCACAAAUAUGAACAAAACCCACUUGCUCAAAUCAAAGAAUCAUGACACGACAGCUCACACAAGACUUUUGUGUUCUGCCUAUUGAGUGAUCGUGACUCUAUAUAUAUAUAUAUACCGUUGUAUCUUAAGUCGGCUGAUUAAUUAGAGAAAAAAAAAUAAAAAAAUAAAAAAAGAAUGAUAGAAUUUAAUUAGGAAUGGUGUGUGUCGUGGGAUAAAAGCAACCAUGAAUUAUGACAUUUUGGACACAUGUCGUGGGAAUCUAUGUAUAAUUAUUGGACUGGCUCGGACUAGUUCAAAUUGAUUCUGUAAUUGCUAUAGAAAUUUGAUAAAUGAUAAUAACAUAUAACAAAAUGAUAGUA